Molecule: messenger RNA, 460 nt
Organism: Suricata suricatta (meerkat)
Lineage: Eukaryota; Metazoa; Chordata; Mammalia; Carnivora; Herpestidae
Gene: SCGB1C1
Product: secretoglobin family 1C member 1
Exons: 2
Coding region: 1-336 (111 amino acids)
Source: RefSeq, a predicted model, not a curated record
AUGCAGAAGGUCUGGACACAGCUGAGGCUGGAGCACUGUGAGGUCUGGGGUGGGCUGGAAUGGAAUCCUCCUGUGCUGGUGUCAUCUCUCCUCCACCACACAGGGCUGGCCACCGGAGAGGACAACAGUGAGUUUUUCAUGGAAUUCCUGCAAACAUUGCUGGUGGGGUCCCCAGAGGAGCUAUAUGAGGGACCCCUGGGCAAGUAUGAUGUCAAUGCAGAUGCCAAGGCAGCACUGACAGAGCUCAAGUCCUGUAUCGAUGGCCUGCAACCUAUGCACAAGGCGGAGCUGGUCAAGCUGCUGGUGCAAGUGCUGGGCAGUCAAGAUGAUGCAUAGUGGACCCAGUCAUGGCUCCAAGCAGCCACAGGACCAGCUAUACAAGCAGCAAUGGCCACACCACCCCGAUACCACUCCAUAUGUGAAUUUAUCCUAAAACUGUUCAAUCAAUAAAGCCUCCUGC